AUGUCGACGACGACCGCGAGCGCGGUGAUCGUGAACGUCGCCGCGGCGACGAAGAACGAUGGAACGCGCGCGCCGAGCGCGUCCGAGGCGGCGAACGGGGGAUCGACGAAGAAGAGCGAGGCGGAGGAGUCGUUUUGGAGGCGACACAAGGAAGACCUGCGACAUCUGCUGCCGUACCUGUGGCCGAAGGAUCAACCGUUGCUCAAAGUGAUGUUCACGGCGAGCGUGAUAUUUUUGUUGGCGUCCAAAGUGGCGAACGUCGCGUCGCCGAUCGCGCUGAAGGCGGCGGUGGAUAAGAUUGCGAAGGGGGAGAACGGGUACUUGCAGCCGAUUUUGAUUUACGGCGCGCUGCGGUUCGGGGCGAAUUUGUGCGCAGAGCUGAAGGAUAAUUGCUUCGCGUACGUCGCGGCGCACGCGAGUCGUGGAAUAUCGCUUCGAGUGUUCACGCACGUCAUGGAUCUGAGUCUGAGAUUUCACAUCAAUAGAAAGACGGGGGCGGUGAUUCGGGCGUGCGCGCGAGGUUCGGAGUCGUUCGCGAACUUGUUGCGAUAUAUUUCGUUUCAGAUCGCGCCGAUCUUCUUAGAGGUUGGCUUGGUGUGUGCGUAUUUGUUUUCGCAAUACGAAUGGUGCUUUGCCGUCAUCACCGUCGGCGUGAUCGCGGCGUACAUCGGCUUCACCGUUCCGUUUACGGAGUGGCGAAACAAGUUUAGGAGAGAAAUGGUUCUUGCGGACGACGCGUUCAACCAGAAGGCGACGGAUUCGCUUCUGAAUUUCGAAACCAUCAAAUUGUUUUGCGCUGAGCCGCACAUCACUCACACCUACGACGAAGCCUUGCGCUCGACGCAAAAGGCGACGUUAAAGACGACGCAGUCUCUCGCCGGAUUGAACCUCGGUCAAGCGCUCAUCAUCACCGUCGGUAUUACCGCAUCUCUCGCUCUGGCGGCGAAGCGAGUCGUGGAGGGAAAGAUGACCGUCGGUGACUUUGUUCUAGUGAAUACGUACAUUUUGCAGCUGUACGUGCCACUGAAUUUCCUAGGGACGUAUUAUCGCAUGAUAAAGCAGUGCAUGGUCGACGUGGAGUCAAUGUUCAAACUUCUCAGAGAACACCAAGAAGUGGAAGACUUGCAAGAUUCGAAAGUGCUCGUUCUUAAAUCUAAAGCUGACGCCAGAGUGGAGUUUGAGAACGUUACUUUUGCGUAUAAUCCUAACGAGAGGCUUAUUCUCAAUCGCGUAUCGUUCAUCGUCGAGCCCGGCACAAAGGUGGCGCUCGUCGGACGAUCCGGCGCUGGAAAAAGUACGAUAAGCAAACUCAUCUACCGCCUUUACGACAUACAAGGUGGUGUUAUACGUAUAGCUGGUCAAGACAUCAAGCGAUGCACGCAGCGAAGCGUGCGGUUGCACAUCGGCAUCGUCCCGCAAGACUGCGUCUUGUUCAACGACACCAUCGAGUACAACAUUGGCUUCGGCAAGCUUGGCACGGGGGAAGUCGCCACGACGGAUGAGGUCACGGCGGCUGCGGAGCACGCCCAAUUCGAUGAUUUUGUCAGGCGCCAACCUUUAGGGUACAACACUCUCGUCGGCGAACGAGGUUUGAGGCUCAGCGGCGGCGAGAAGCAACGCGUCGCCAUCGCGCGAGCGUUGUUGAAGAAUCCACCAAUCAUGGUCUACGAUGAAGCGACAUCGAGCUUAGAUACGCACACUGAGAAGCAAAUCAUGGUCGCUAUCAACUUUGCGGCGCAAGGAAGAACAAAUCUCGUCAUCGCGCAUCGUCUGAGUACAGUUAUGGAUAGCGAUAACAUUCUCGUCUUGAAGGAGGGCGAAAUCGUCGAGAGUGGCGAUCACGUCACGCUGCACGGGAAACAGCGUGGCUUGUACAGGGAUAUGUGGGAGCAACAACUUAACUCCAAGAACUCUCGCGAAGAUCGAGUGGCGUCAGCGGCGGCUUUGAAUGGAGGCGCAUCAUAG
This is a messenger RNA of Ostreococcus lucimarinus CCE9901, 1965 nucleotides long. Its product is annotated as ABC(ABCB) family transporter: mitochondrial homolog (ABCB). The coding region runs from base 1 to 1965 and encodes 654 amino acids. The transcript has a single exon. Gene Ontology annotation, biological process: intracellular iron ion homeostasis; transmembrane transport. The record is from RefSeq and is a predicted model, not a curated record. Gene Ontology annotation, cellular component: mitochondrial inner membrane. NCBI's taxonomy places the organism in Eukaryota, Viridiplantae, Chlorophyta, Mamiellophyceae, Mamiellales, Bathycoccaceae. Gene Ontology annotation, molecular function: ATP hydrolysis activity; ABC-type transporter activity; ATP binding.